Molecule: messenger RNA, 3108 nt
Organism: Spirodela intermedia
Lineage: Eukaryota; Viridiplantae; Streptophyta; Magnoliopsida; Alismatales; Araceae
Source: the annotation of a GenBank genome assembly
AUGAAGGGCAAGGACGAGGGGCCGGCCGUAGGCCCCCCCAGGCUGCUGGCGGCGGUGCGCUGCGCGAGGGCGGCACUGCUGCUCUCCUUUCUCAAGUCCGCACCUCCCAGAUCCGUCUCUGUCGCCGCUGCGCUGGAGGUCCGUGGGAAAUCAUACUUUAUAUCAGGAGUUUUGUUAGUUGUUGCGCAUGCACGGAGAUGAGGAGGAGAUGAUGAACUGUAGUUUCUCUCUCUCUCUCUCUCUCUCUCUCUCUCUCUCUCUCUCUCUCUUCUGGUUGACUUAUUGGACUUGAUGAUCUCGUUUUGCCUAAUUUUCUGGAACUAGGGGCCGUAAGCCUUAGAUUUCAUUUUAAUUGCGUAUGUUUGGUGUUGCUGAUUCGAAACUUUUAAUGAGAUCUAGGAGCAGAGGAGAACGAGGGAGCUGGGGAGGGCAGUCGAGGUGGCGGACGCGAACCUGAGGGCGGUACAGGCUGGGGUGGUUCGACGGCGACAGGAGUUCCGACUCUGUCUGGUUGUGGUGGUUCUGCAGGCUCUGUUGGUUCUUGCGAUCCCCAUAGUGUUCUUCGGCAUUUUAGCUGCCACCUGCCCGUGCUCUUCUAACGUCUACUAUUACUAGAGGCGAGGAACCCCGAAUUCGUACUUAUCCUUGUGGUAGGAGACAUUUUACUCUGUUGAUUUUCAAGGCGGGGAACUCUUUCUGGCUCAAUCUUCUCGGGCAGUGAUGCUUUAAGGAUUGUAGGAAUGCAGCUCUCAAUUCAUCUAUUAAUUGGCUGAACUUUUGCCAAAAGUAUACGAAGGCAUGCAUCAUAAUUUUUUUCUUUUUUUUCUUUUUGACGUGCUCUUUUCUCAUUGUUCGUCAUUUUAAUUACCUGCGUUUUUUAUUUGCCUGUUUAAAUAACAUUCAGCAGACCAGACUACUGGCGGUAGUAAUGGCAGUGGCGAUGACAGUGUAGUGAUCAUCAAUUGAUGUGUCAAGCCUAAGAAUUUUUUUUGGGGUACAGUGAACAUUAUCUUAUCUCCACUUAUUCUGAUAUUAUUAUGUUAUCUUUUGUAACUACCAAAGAGGUACGCCUUUUGCGUCAACCUUUUAGAAUCAUACCGUAGACUAUUUGAUGAAUUCCCAAGUUCAUCUUUAAGAUAAUCACAAAUGGGUCAUCAUCUAUUGAGUGCUCUUCUACACUUUUCUCUUUAAAUAUGCUCUAGUUCAUCGUCACUGUGAUCAUCACAGGAAUCCACACUCCUGACUGACUGUGCUUAGAUUAUUCUGUCAUUCCAUUCAAUCAUGUAUGAUAUUUAUCAAAAUUCUCGCAAAUUUUCGCUUUCUUCGUCCGAUUUCCUCUUGGUUAUAAUCCUAACUCAUCAAAGACAAUAUCUCUUCCUGUAAUAUAGUUUUCAUGUAUCCUUAAAUAUCUCGUUACUGAAUCAUUCAGACUAUUUCAUACCGACUUUCAUGAUUGAAACUUGGUUUGUACCUGGGAUGAAAAUUUCCCGUUAGCAUAUUAACAAGUAAAGCCAUCUGUUGAUUAAAUUUUUCAUGCUGUAAACUCCUAAUAAUGUCAGCUGUUCUAUGGAAAUCAUGGCGAUACCUUCAUUUUUAUCCUCGCUGAGAAAUGACACCAUAUAUCUUUCUGACCAUCUUUUUUUUCUCAUUCAGGUUUGGGUGAACUAAACUUUUGUCUCGUCCUUGUUUACACAGUGCCUUCUUAUUGUCGUUUCUAACCAGAUACUGCAGGAAUAUUAAUUAGCCAUCGGAAAGGAUAAGGAGGAUGAUCUAUAGUUCUUGGAGGACGAUGACUGACCAAGAUGGGUACUGCUGGGAUGAUAAAAAUUGAGAAUGGAUUCUCGUCUAGAGCAGAGUUAUUGGUAAAGAAUCUAAUGUCAACUAAUGCCCUCCAGAGUCUGUACAGGACAGGGAAGUUGGAACUAGAUUGGCAUGUUGGCUGGAUCGGAUCAUCCAUGCUCAAAAUUAUCCGGAACAGUAUUGGAUGGAGCAAGUUUACACAUCAGAAGAAAUGAUAUCCUGGUAAAUCCCUAUAUUUUUUAAUCUGAUUUUUUCUUUACCCUUGUAGAAUCAAUCAGGCUUAACUUAAGAACAAUGGGAUAACCAACACACAAUUUUGCCAUCCACCGGAGCUUCACAUAGAUGCACAGUCGACAUGGCAUACAUCUGGGGCACUAAUCUCUAUGCUGAUAUUAGAUCCUAAUGGGCUCUCUCUCUCCUCUCUCUCUCUCUCUCUCUCUCUCUCUAUUUUUUUUUCCCCCUAUGAAAGGUAGCAACUAUUGGAAUCUAUAUAAUGUUAUAUCCUCAUCGCCAUCUGAUGAUGUACAUGCAAUGCACCUGGUAUGGGGCCCACCCACCAUUUUUAAUCCGUGUCAUCGCUUCCUGCUUUAGCAGAAUCCGAUCAACUGCUAGGACGUGAUGCCCAAUUGGACUUGAUGCCCAAUUGGACGUGAUGCCCUUAUUCUCUGGGGGGAGAAUAUUCCCCCGAGUUCUUGAACCUUGUUCUUGCUCAAAGAUGAUUGAUGCUCAGUAAAGAAAAUGUCCCUUUCCUUUUUCGUAGAAAUGCCGCAAAAAUCAGGCGGGCAUUAGUCAUAUUCUCCUGCCACAUGGCUCACUCGGAGGUCAACCGAUGUGGCAUCCGGUCUCACCCUGCCACGUUGCAUCCGGUGCCACGUGGCUCGGAGCCCUAGUUUCUCUCUCUUCACAUCUCAUGCUCGGUGGUCUUUCCUUCCAACUUUCGCCUUGAUGAGCCCGUAGCUAUGGAAUGGGUGAUUAUUUUAAUACCUUACUCUUAUUUUUAUUGAGACAAAUGGGCUCGUUAUGGUGGCACAAGUUCAGGCUUCAUUACCGAUUUAAAAUACGCACGUGCGGUAAUUGUCUGAGUUAUUGGCAAGGCAACGGUUCAAGUCAGGUUACAUUAACAAAAAAAAUAAAAUAUUAGGUUACAAAAAUCCAGUUUUACGGCGACAAAAUGGGCCGGUUCUGAUGGGAUAAUUUCAUCGACUCGUGUUUAUAUGCACGUGUGGAGUACGCGUGGCGGCUCAAGUGGGCUAAUCGCUCAGGUACGAUUGGGACACGUGGCGGCGUGCGCCCAUCGGCGCACGUUAG